AUGAAGGCUACCUUCAUUUCCUUGGGCCUUAUUGCCUCUGCCUCCGCCAAUAUUGUCUUCAAUCAUGUCCCAUUAAGCUGUGACAUUCGAAGCACUAAUUUAUACUAUGGUUGUCUUGAAGGUCAAAAUUGUACAGAUGAUGGCACCAACGAAUGUUAUGUCCCAAACACUCCAAUGCCAUCUCGCUAUUACCCGGUCCCAGUCGAAGAUCGAAAAAUUGAGCCAAGACAAGCUGUCUACUCAAAAGAUGGUAGCUGUGGUCCUGCCAACGGCAACACUCUCUGCGAUCCAAACAGUACAGUGUACAAAGGAUCAUGCUGCUCGUCAUACGGCUGGUGUGGAAAUGAUGAAGCUCAUUGCGGAGCCGGAUGUUUAUCAGGAUGCACUAGCGGCACUACAACUCCAAGUGGUACCUCUCCUUGAACUGAUGGUCGAUGUGGAAGUGCUUUCGGUGGUGCUACCUGCGAUGCAAACGGUGCAUUUGGUGGUUGUUGCUCUGCGUAUGGUUAUUGUGGCUCUACAACUGAUCACUGUUUGGCUUCGAAUGGUUGCCAGAAUGGAUGCACAGGCUCACAGUCUACAUCAGCCGCCAAGACUACUACUAAAGCUGCAGCAGGCAGCUCACCUUCUUCAUCUACAACUCAAGAACCAGUUAUUGCUCCGGUUACUUCUACACUUACACCUGCCGCAGCCAGCAAUGCACCAGUAACUACUGAUGGAUCAUGCGGUACUGCUAACGGAGGUACGGUUUGUGGCAAUUGGGCAAAUGGAAAUUGUUGUUCCAUGUACGGCUUUUGUGGUAGUACUAACGCACAUUGUGGUGCUGGAUGCCAAUCGGGAGAUUGUUUGAAUGCGCCUGUGGUUGCAGCCCCUGGUGCGAGUCCUGCCCCAGCCGCCCCAGAGGGAGGUGCCUUUAACAUUGUCGGGUCAUCUGGAGUUCCAGCUAUGCACGCCGCACUUAUGCCAAACGGCCGAGUCAUGUUCCUCGACAAAUUGGAGAACUACACCCAGUUGAAAUUGCCAAACGGAUACUACGCAAUGUCUUCGGAAUACGACCCAGAAACCAACGCAGUUGCCACUCCGUUAGCUUACAAGACAAAUGCAUUUUGUUCCGGAGGUACUUUCCUUGCUGAUGGACGUGUUGUUUCCCUCGGAGGUAACGCGCCCUUAGACUGGCUCGACCCAAAUAUUGGGGAUGGAUUCGACGCUAUUAGAUACCUUGAACGAUCUUCUACCGAUGCGAGCCUUACUGGAAAAGAUUGGAGUGAACCAGGUAACAAGCUCGCAAGUGCUCGUUGGUAUGCUACUGCUCAAACCAUGGGCGAUGGAACCAUCUUUGUUGCUUCUGGAAGUUUGAACGGCCUCGAUCCGACUGUCAAAACGAACAACAAUCCUACAUAUGAGAUCCUUAGUCCUGCCGCUGUGUCACAAGGUAAGAACAUCGACAUGGAAAUUCUGGAGAAAAACCAGCCGUAUUAUAUGUAUCCUUUUGUCCAUCUCCUUAAUGAUGGAAACUUGUUCGUCUUUGUUUCAAAGUCUUCCCAAGUAUUCAAUGUCGGUACCAACACUAUCGUCAAGGAACUGCCAGAGCUCGCUGGAGAUUAUCGCACUUAUCCCAACACUGGUGGAAGUGUUUUACUUCCUUUGUCAAGCGCAAACAACUGGAACCCUGAUAUUAUCAUCUGCGGUGGAGGUGCAUACCAAGAUAUUACCAGUCCAACAGAGCCAAGUUGUGGAAGAAUUCAGCCAUUGAGUGCAAACCCCACAUGGGAGCUGGAUGCUAUGCCGGAAGGUCGUGGUAUGGUUGAAGGAACCUUACUUCCUGAUGGAACAGUUGUUUGGCUUAAUGGAGGUAAUUUGGGUGCUCAAGGAUUUGGACUUGCAAAAAACCCAACAUUGGAAGCACUUCUUUACGAUCCUACGAAAGCUAAAGGCCAAAGAUUCUCAACUCUUGCCACCUCAACUAUCCCACGUCUCUACCAUUCUGUCUCUCUUCUUCUUCUCGACGGUACACUAAUGGUCGCUGGCUCAAAUCCUGUCGAGAUGCCAAAGCUUAAACCAGAUGCAGCCGAUCCAUAUGUUACAGAGUUCCGAGUUGAGAAUUACGUUCCUCCUUAUCUCUCAGGCGAUAAUGCAAAGAAGCGUCCUACCAAUGUAAAAUUGGCAUCGGGUAGCUUUAAAGCUGAUGGAACCACACUCGAUGUCACCUUUGAUUGCCCAGCUGGCGCGAAAGCAGUCACUGUGACUUUGUACCACGGCGGAUUCGUUACUCAUUCGGUACACAUGGGUCAUCGCAUGCUGCAUUUAGAUAACACGGGCUUCGUCGCUGGUGCUACACAACAGAAGUUGACUGUUACUCGACCACCAAACAACAAUGUUGCACCUCCUGGUCCAUAUGUUGUUUACAUUCUUGUAGACGGCAUUCCUGCAAUGGGACAAUUUGUUACGGUUUGA
This is a messenger RNA of Botrytis byssoidea, 2454 nucleotides long. RefSeq lists its product as uncharacterized. The transcript is spliced from 7 exons. NCBI's taxonomy places the organism in Eukaryota, Fungi, Ascomycota, Leotiomycetes, Helotiales, Sclerotiniaceae. The coding region runs from base 784 to 2454 and encodes 556 amino acids. The record is from RefSeq and is a predicted model, not a curated record. Gene Ontology annotation, molecular function: chitin binding.